Messenger RNA from Cynocephalus volans (Philippine flying lemur), 864 nucleotides. Its product is annotated as igE-binding protein-like. The record is from RefSeq and is a predicted model, not a curated record. The annotation marks the transcript as partial. The transcript has 2 exons. Lineage: Eukaryota; Metazoa; Chordata; Mammalia; Dermoptera; Cynocephalidae. Gene Ontology annotation, biological process: viral process.
CUCUCUGAUAAAGUGAGGAAAAAGGUUCAAGCUGCCUUCCCAGUUUUUGAGGUUGAGGGCGGAGGGAGAGUUCAUGCCCCCGUCGAGUACACCCAAAUUAAGGAUCUAGCAGAGGCGGUUAGAAAAUAUGGUGUAAAUGCCAAUUUUACUCUAGUAAUGCUAGAAAGGUUUGCUGGUGUGGCUAUGACACCCGCUGACUGGCAAAUGUUGGCUAAGGCAGCGCUCCCUACCAUGGGUCAAUACAUGGAAUGGAAGGCGCUAUGGCAUGAGGCUGCACAAGCUCAAGCCAGGGCAAACGCUGCUGCACUGACCCCCGAGCAGCGAGAUUGGACCUUUGAUAUGUUAACAGGCCAGGGCCCAUUUGCCGCUGAUCAGACGGCUUUCCCAUGGGGUGCUUAUGUUCAAGUUUCUAGCACUGCCAUUAAGGCUUGGAAGGCACUCCCCAAAAAAGGGGAAGCUUCUGGGCAACUUACUAAUAUCAUUCAGGGACCUCAGGAACCAUUCUCAGAUUUUGUGGCUCGAAUGACAGAAGCAGCGGGGCGCAUCUUUGGGGACCCUGAUCAGGCUGCGCCUCUUGUUGAACAACUGAUUUUUGAGCAGGCGACCCAGGAAUGCCGCGCGGCCAUAGCGCCCGGAUAUCAUAAGGCUGCUCUCUGCCGUUCCGUUAGAGAUAUCAAAGGGCGACUCCUUCCGCCGCUCACAGAACAACACCAAGUGGUUCAAAAAAACGUGAAGAUGGGCCCCCGUUCCCAGGGCCCCCACAAGUAUGGGGACAAGGCCAACCAGAGUCGAGGAGAAAGGGAGGAGAGCCUGUCGGAAGACACACAGGAUUGGACCUGCACGCCUCCUCCGACUUCUUAUUAA